This is a messenger RNA of Dentiscutata erythropus, 170 nucleotides long. The record is from the annotation of a GenBank genome assembly. NCBI's taxonomy places the organism in Eukaryota, Fungi, Glomeromycota, Glomeromycetes, Diversisporales, Gigasporaceae.
ACGAAAACAUGCUGAUUACAAGACUACUCCGAUUUCUUUCGUUGAUAUGGAAAAUGAAGAAGUUUUACCGAUCGAAGUAAAAGAAUUAACCACCAUUACCGAAGAUGAAUGUACUACAAAUAACUACUACCCACAACGAUUAAAAGAAUAUCUAUCUUAUGAAACAAGUG